GAUGACUCUCACGUGACCUUUUAACCCUUUUCUGACAACAUUUCCUGAUUAAUCAACUUUGUAUAAACAUUUGGAGAAAGAAGGACUGCUGACGUUAUAACAAGAAUAUGAGUGAGCUUGACGAGUGGAUCGAGCUGGCAAAGAAGUGCCAGUACUUGACAGAAAACGAAUUAAAGAAACUGUGUGAUUAUGUGUGUGACCUCUUAUUAGAGGAAUCUAAUGUACAGCCAGUGUACACUCCAGUCACAGUUUGUGGGGAUAUUCAUGGACAGUUUUACGAUUUGGAGGAAUUAUUCAGAACUGGCGGUCAGAUACCAGACACUAGUUAUGUGUUUAUGGGUGACUUUGUGGACAGAGGUUAUUACAGUCUUGAGACAUUUACAAGAUUACUGACUCUCAAAGCAAAGUAUCCCAAUAAAAUUACUUUAUUAAGAGGUAAUCACGAAAGCAGACAGAUAACUCAAGUUUAUGGGUUUUAUGAUGAGUGUAUGAACAAGUAUGGCAAUGCCAAUGCCUGGAGAUACUGCUGUAAAGUAUUUGACUUACUCACAAUAGCAGCAAUUAUUGAUAAUCAAGUUUUAUGUGUUCAUGGUGGCCUUUCCCCUGAAGUGAAGACACUAGAUCAAAUCAGAACCAUUGAUCGCGGUAUUGAGAUACCCCAUGAAGGCGCAUUCUGUGAUCUGGUUUGGUCUGAUCCAGAGGACAUAUCUGGCUGGGCAGUUAGCCCUAGAGGAGCUGGCUACUUGUUUGGUAAUUCUGUGACCCAAGAGUUUAUGCAUCUCAAUAACCUCAAGCUAAUAUGCAGGGCACAUCAGUUAGUCCACGAGGGCAUCAAAUAUAUGUUUGACCAGCGCCUAGUGACGGUAUGGUCUGCUCCUAAUUACUGCUACAGGUGUGGUAACAUUGCAUCCAUACUCAUCAUUAAGGAUGCUAACUUGGAGGGCAAAGAGGCAAAGCUGUUUCAAGCAGUACCUGAUAAUGAGAGGGUCAUACCACAGAGAAUAACAACACCUUAUUUCUUAUGAGGGAGAACUAGAGUUUGUAGCCUUUAAUUAUACUUACUGUCUUUUUCUCAUCUCUUUGCUCUUUUUGGCUAUUAAUAACUGUCUACCUGUGUUGUUUGUAUCACCUUGUUUGUUGUUGGAAAAUUAUCAUUAUUAUUAUUAUUAUUAUUAUUAUUAUUAUUAUUAUUAUUAUUAUUAUUAACAUUUAACAGAUACAUUACAAUACUAUCAAA
Molecule: messenger RNA, 1237 nt
Organism: Amphimedon queenslandica
Lineage: Eukaryota; Metazoa; Porifera; Demospongiae; Haplosclerida; Niphatidae
Product: serine/threonine-protein phosphatase 6 catalytic subunit-like
Exons: 9
Coding region: 108-1025 (305 amino acids)
Molecular function (GO): protein serine/threonine phosphatase activity
Source: RefSeq, a predicted model, not a curated record